Messenger RNA from Hyaena hyaena (striped hyena), 2162 nucleotides. It is a transcript of the gene SLC13A1, whose product is annotated as solute carrier family 13 member 1. Gene Ontology annotation, biological process: monoatomic anion transmembrane transport. The transcript is spliced from 15 exons. NCBI's taxonomy places the organism in Eukaryota, Metazoa, Chordata, Mammalia, Carnivora, Hyaenidae. Gene Ontology annotation, molecular function: sodium:sulfate symporter activity. Gene Ontology annotation, cellular component: membrane. The coding region runs from base 1 to 1788 and encodes 595 amino acids. The record is from RefSeq and is a predicted model, not a curated record.
AUGAAAGUCCUCAGCUAUGUUUUAGUUUAUCGCAAGUUUUUCCUCAUAGUUUUCACUCUGUUGAUUUUACUGCCAUUGCCAAUCAUCCUUCGCACCAAGGAAGCAGAAUGUGCCUACACCCUCUUUGUCGUUGCCAUAUUUUGGCUUACAGAAGCUUUGCCUCUGUCAGUAACAGCUUUACUGCCCGGCUUAAUGUUUCCGUUGUUUGGGAUCAUGCCUUCUAAGAAUGUGGCAUCUGCUUAUUUCAAAGAUUUUCAUCUACUGCUAAUUGGAGUCAUCUGUUUAGCAACAUCAAUAGAAAAAUGGAAUUUGCACAAAAGGAUUGCUCUGAGAAUGGUGAUGACAGUGGGUGUGAACCCAGCAUGGCUGACAUUGGGGUUCAUGAGCAGUACCGCCUUUUUAUCUAUGUGGCUUAGCAACACCUCAACUGCUGCCAUGGUGAUGCCCAUCGUGGAGGCUGUGGCACAGCAGAUCAUCAGUGCUGAAGCAGAGGUCGAGGCCACUCAGAUGACUUAUUUCAGUGGAUCAACCAACCAUGGACUGGAAAUUGAUGAAAGUGUUAAUGGACAUGAACCAAACGAGAAGAAAGAUAAAACAAUACCAGUUCCAGGAUACAGUAAUGAUGCAGGGAAAAAUUCAAGCAAUACGGAGCUGGAAAAGAAUUCAGCCACAGGAACCAAGUAUCGAACAAAGAAGGACCACAUGAUGUGUAAACUUAUGUGCUUGUGUAUUGCUUACUCUUCUACCAUUGGUGGGCUGACAACGAUCACUGGUACUUCCACCAACUUGAUCUUCGCUGAGCAUUUCAAUAUGCGCUACCCUGAAUGCCGUUGCAUUAACUUUGGAUCCUGGUUUAUGCUUUCCUUCCCGGCAGCUAUUAUCAUUCUCCUCUUGUCCUGGAUCUGGCUUCAAUGGCUUUUCCUAGGAUUCGAUUUUAAGGAGAUGUUCAAAUGUGGCAAGACCAAAACAGUCAAACAAAAAGCUUGUGCUGAGGUGAUUAAACAAGAAUACCAAAAACUUGGGCCAAUAAGGUAUCAGGAAAUUGUGACCUUGGUCCUCUUCAUUUUAAUGGCUCUGCUGUGGUUUAGCCGAGAUCCUGGGUUUGUUCCUGGUUGGUCUGCGCUUUUUUCCAAGUACCCUGGUUUUGCUACAGAUUCAACUGUUGCCUUACUUAUAGGACUCCUAUUCUUUCUUAUCCCAGCUAAGAGAUUGACUAAAACCACACCUACAGGAGAAAUUGUUGCUUUUGAUUACUCUCCGCUGAUUACUUGGAAAGAAUUCCAGUCAUUUAUGCCCUGGGACAUAGCCAUUCUUGUUGGUGGAGGGUUUGCCUUGGCAGAUGGCUGUGAGGAAUCAGGACUAUCCAAGUGGAUAGGAAAUAAAUUAUCUCCUCUAGGUUCAUUACCAGUAUGGCUAAUAAUUCUGAUAUCAUCUUUGCUUGUCACAUCUUUAACAGAGGUAGCCAGCAAUCCAGCUACUAUUACCCUUCUUCUCCCGAUACUGUCUCCAUUGGCUGAAGCCAUUCAAGUGAACCCUCUUUAUAUUUUGAUACCUUCUACUCUGUGUACUUCAUUUGCAUUCCUCCUACCAGUAGCAAAUCCACCCAAUGCUAUUGUUUUUUCCUACGGCCAUCUAAAAGUAAUUGACAUGGUGAAAGCUGGACUUGGCGUUAAUAUUGUGGGUGUUGCUGUGGUGAUGCUCGGCAUGUCCACCUGGAUUACGACUCUGUUUGACCUCUCUACUUACCCUUCGUGGGCUCCUGCAAUUAGUAAUGAGACCAUGCCCUGACAAGCAUGAAUGGUAAUAACUGGUGGUGAGUUUUGAGAACCGUUGAGAAUUCACUGCAGAUUCGGCUUUGGAAAAUUGAAAACACCUUUAAAUUAGCCUUGAUGUAGCUGCUGUGUUUCCAGUAAACACUCAAAACCUGCUGGCAUAACCCAGAGUUCACACCGAAGCAUCUAUGUGCCUUUAUCAAGAAGCCCACAGCUGAGAUUUUGCUCGUGGAUCCUAUGCAUCCUGCUUCAACAUAAGAGUAACUUAUAACACGACCAUCAAAGAGAUUAGGUGAUUUAUUUCAUUUUACAGUUUGGGUUUGGUGUAACAGUUCAAACGUCAAUUUAUUAUUUCAGGAACUUCCCACAAAGCCAGAAAUAGGAAAUAAA